CGUGGGCUGGGGCUGACAGCGCAGAAGCCACUGCGCGUGCGUGAGGCUGCCGAGGCAUUGAUUGGCUGACGAUGACAUCACCCAGCCAAGCUCUAUUGUGGGAACGAUGAGCUCAUCGUUUAGAAGGCAGAUGGUGUUCGCAGAGUGAGGACAGAGGACUGUCAGCACACCUGGGACAGACACUUGGACAGAGACUGGGCAGACCCUGGGACACACACUGGGACAGAGACUGGGACAGACCCUGGGACAGAGACUGGGACUACUCUGGGCUUCUGCUGCAACAACAGGACUGCCGUCCAUUUCCACAGGGACACUAACAGUAUGGUCUGGUCCCGGCAGAGCGAGGCGGAGCGGCCCGCGCUGUCCGCCAUCCUCCCGCAGCUCUACCUGGGAGCGGAGAGCGACGUCACGCAGGAGCGGCUGGCCUCUCUGGGGAUCUCCUACGUGCUGAGUGUGAGCCGCUGCAGCCCCCAGCCCCCCUUCCUGCCCCGCUCCAGAUACCUCCGCGUCCCCAUUGACGACUCUCUGCGGGACGAGCUGCUGCCCUGGAUCCCGCAGGCUCUGCAUUUCAUUGAUGCAGCCAUGUCCUCUGGAGCCUCGGUGCUGGUUCACUGUGCAGCGGGAAUCUCUCGCUCCCCGGCCCUGGCUGUGGCUUACAUCAUGUACAGCCUGGACCUGGACCUGGACCAGGCCUACAGGUUUGUGAAAGAGCGUCGGCCCUCCAUUUCCCCAAACUUCAACUUCCUGGGUCAGCUGCAGCACUUCCAGGGCACUCUGUGCCAGAAGGCCUCGGGGGGGGACAUCACUGACGGCGUUACCCGCUCUCCCGUCAGCCAGAACGCGAGUCAUCAGGCUGAGAACUGGCAGGAUGACACAGAGCAGAGAAGACAGAGACACUCGGAGACAGAUGCAGGGGGACAGCAGCCGGCGUCUCUGUCGGGGGAACUUCAGACUCUUCAUUUGACUCAAAUCCAGACACCAUGUGAGCGUCCAGCUCCAAGCCCCUGUGAGCCAGUCCAACCACUAGCAAAGCCCACACGACUCCAACUCCCAGCAGGCUCUGCUUCUCUAUCAGAGAAACGCAAAAGCCUCACCCUGUCUUUGACCCCGUUGGGAAUGCACCCCCCCUCCCUAGCAAGCAGCAGCCAGCAAGCAAGGAGCACCAACACAUCUCAGAGUGUCCACCAGGGGGAGACGGGACAAAAGGCUGAAGCAAAGACCCGGGUGGACAGUGUCCGCCGCACGCAGGCCAAGGACAGUCGCAGGGAGCGGGGGGACAGCGUUCCAUACAGGCAGGCAGAGGACAGUCUCAAGGAGCAGAGUCCCUACCACGGCCUGGGGAAGGACCAGGGCCUGUUGUCUCCGUUCAGCUUCACCCUCAACAAGCUGCUGGACUGGGGGGAGAGGGUGCUGCUGGGGGGCCUGUUUGUCCACCCUGUUAGGAUGGGACAGCCGGCACUGCCCAACAGGUGCUGAGGAGGCCCGGCGGGAGUGUGUGUGUGUGUGUGUGUGUGUGUGU
Molecule: messenger RNA, 1519 nt
Organism: Etheostoma cragini (Arkansas darter)
Lineage: Eukaryota; Metazoa; Chordata; Actinopteri; Perciformes; Percidae
Product: dual specificity protein phosphatase 8
Exons: 6
Coding region: 322-1476 (384 amino acids)
Biological process (GO): protein dephosphorylation; negative regulation of MAPK cascade
Cellular component (GO): cytoplasm
Molecular function (GO): MAP kinase tyrosine/serine/threonine phosphatase activity; protein tyrosine/threonine phosphatase activity
Source: RefSeq, a predicted model, not a curated record